This is a messenger RNA of Cinara cedri, 1897 nucleotides long. NCBI's taxonomy places the organism in Eukaryota, Metazoa, Arthropoda, Insecta, Hemiptera, Aphididae. The record is from the annotation of a GenBank genome assembly.
AUGAACCGUGGGGGGCAACCCCAUUCACCGGAAGAUCCAAGCCGUACUACAGCUGUGGACAUGAAGAACGAAGAUACUAGUUUGCAAAGCCAUCAGCAGCGGAACAUGUUGGCUGAGGCGAUAGCGUCUCUGCCACCUGUACCUCAAAACUUGUCAGCAUUCGCUCUGUUCCAUCAGCUCCCUAUACUGUACCAGCAGCAUUACCAACACAUGUUGCAAUCUCGAAUUUUACCAUAUUUACAAGAGUCGCUAAGAUUGCAAAGCAGUACAAAUUUUGUAGAUAAUAAACCACAAAUGCCGACGGUAAGACUUUUGGAAAAUUGUUACGAUAAUGAUGACGUGUACUUUUUUUUAUUGAUGACGAUUAAGAAAUUUAAAUUUAAAUUUUCUCUAAAAUCUCGUUGGCUCAAAUUUAUAAAUAGUAUAAUAAUAACGUUUAAAUAAUAACUUAUAAUUUAAAUAAAUAUUAUGUAUCAAACACUUUGGAACACAAUGAAACAAGCAUUUAUUUUCUUAUGUAGAAAAGAAAUUUCUUAUGAUAUGGUAAGGUUUCGGCUGAGGUAUUAAAAACUAUUCAUUAACGUAUAGGGAGGGCGAAGUUGACUUUUUUGUCAGCUUUUGUUUAUAAUAUAAUUUUCCCGAAACUGAAUCGUUUUGAAAAAUGUUUAUCCCUAAAACAAUAAACGAUAUAAUGACUUUAUGAUUAUUGUGUGUGUCAUAUAUAGAUACCUGCAGGGAUCAGUCUGUUUGAUCAGCCGGUCGAACAGAACGCAACGGCUGCAGUAGUAGCCGCGGAUAUUGCCACUGCUGGAUGUAAUGAAAAACCGCCUUAUUCAUAUAUAGCGCUGAUCGCCAUGGCCAUUACGUCCACGCCCAACCAGCGAAUGACGCUCAGUGAAAUUUACAAUUACAUCACGGAUAAGUUCCCAUACUACCGGCGAAACAGACAGGGCUGGCAGAACUCCAUCAGACACAACCUGAGCUUGAACGACUGUUUCAUAAAGAUACCCAGGGGACGGACCGGCAUGGAUGACAACAUGGGUGGAGGCAAGGGUAGCUACUGGACCCUGGACCCGGUGGCAGCAGCCGAUAUGUUCGAGCGAGGAAAUUAUAGGCGGAGGCGGAUGCGUCGGCACAGACCUUACCAGCAACACAACCACCACCAGACUGUAAGCAGAUUUUUAAAUGUUUAGUCAUCCAACCGGUAUAACGUGUAUGAUCCUUUUCUUAUUCUUUUUUUACUAGCUUUUUAGAGGCCAAUGAAGCUCAUUGCUUCAUUCUGUUUAUUUAGCUCUUUCCUGAGAUAUAGCCAUGAUAUUUCACUACAAAAUUACACAUAUUUGGCUAUACAUUACUUCUUUAGUUUUCCUAUUAAUUUAUAAUAGUGGUCUGUUUUUCUUUUCGCUAUAUGGUCCAGCUAGUUCAUCUAGACAUGUUUUAACGUUCGUGUUUUAUUUUGUUUUUUCAUGGUUCGUCGAUUCUGGUGCAGAACCAACAGGAUAUAAAGUCACUGCUGCAGCAACCGCAAGCUCACCUCCACCACCACCACUUCUCCGUGUACCCGGAAUUCCAAUUGUCUGGCAGGACAGGCGUCGCGGUCUCCACCGUUGCCGAGUCGUUGGCAGAGAAACAUCAUAGCGUGAUUACAGAUACAGUUUCGUCACAUAACUUGGCAUUUCAUAUCGAGAACCUAAUACAAAAGAAACACACCGCUGGCGGUGGCGUCGUUGUAGGUGAGAUGUCCCAGGAAGAAAUCGUUUCGUCCAGUGGUGUGCACAAUAAUAACGACCAUCAUUCCACUGACGAUCAUCAGACUGUGGUACAAGACACCAAACCCAAAUUGAUCAUAAUCAAUGACGAAGAUGAUAGCAACAAUAGCGGUAGUAACAGGCGCUAA